This is a messenger RNA of Somion occarium, 861 nucleotides long. The record is from the annotation of a GenBank genome assembly. NCBI's taxonomy places the organism in Eukaryota, Fungi, Basidiomycota, Agaricomycetes, Polyporales, Cerrenaceae.
ACGGAAUGCUUUGACUUCAGGGUCAUGGUGCUAGCUUUGGUCUUGCAGAGGACCAGGUUGAAACAGGCACCUAAGGAUCUAGACAGAAGAGACUAUGGCAUGUAGGAAUGAGUACAUUAGGUCAUGACGUCAUAGAUGUCUCUGCAUACUUAUGGCGAAGCAAGCCACUGCGCACGAGAGCUUCCUUCCUCUCAUUCCACAUCAUCUCAAAUCCAAGAGUACUAUCAGGUCUAUAAAUUGGCCAAUUUACCACCGUUUAUACCCUCACCUCCUACCAACAUGUCCAUUUCCCAAGAAACUUCAGCUCGUUCCGAAGCUCCUCGUUCCAGCCCGGUCAUUGACGCACAGUCAUACCAAUACCAGCAGGAGCCUCAACUUCCAUCAGAGACGGUUCAGCCUGGACAAGUAGAUGUAGCCCCUCAACAAGGUGCUACUCAACCUGGCUCAGGUACUGAAGCUCCGGUGAAAGUCCUUCCCGCACGUCGACUUUCUUUCAAAGAAAAGGUCGUAGGUUACGCAAAGGAGAUCCGUGGAGCGGCUUUGCACAAGCCGGAAACAAAGGAACAAGGGGAACGAAUCUUACAAGGGCAGGAGCACUUCGAGCCGAAGAAAGUCGGUCCUGGAGCCCACAGGGACAGGUCACGGUCGAAGUCGCCUACUACUAAGUCAGAUAAGCCGGCCCCGUCGUCGCCUUGAAACAAACCAUGGAGGUCGGAGUGGCGUUGAUUCUGUCUUUUUCGGAGGACUUGUAGUGCCGGAUGUACUUUCUACCUACCGCUUCUGGUUGUAUGUAAUAAUACCGUAUAUUCCUGAACUUUCAUGCGGAUUUUCCAGAAAUGCAAGGAAGUUCGAUGAUGUAAU